Molecule: messenger RNA, 1071 nt
Organism: Rotaria socialis
Lineage: Eukaryota; Metazoa; Rotifera; Eurotatoria; Philodinida; Philodinidae
Source: the annotation of a GenBank genome assembly
AUGCAUGCAACUUCAUCGUCUCAUGGUGCCACUGGACAUGAUACUAAUGUUCGUCCUGAUAUCGAUGAAUAUGUUCGAACGGAAAUGAAAAAACAAAAGAUACCAGGCCUUUCACUUGUCAUCAUACAAAAUAAUCAUAUAGUCUACGGUCAAGGUUAUGGCUAUUCGAAUAUUGAACAUAAAAUACCUGUUACGCUUGAAACUAUGUUUCAAUCGGGUUCAAUGGGCAAGCAAUUUGUAGCGAUGGCUAUAAUGAUACUAGUUGAACGAGAAGAUAUUGAAUUGGAUACGCCAAUUAUAGAAUAUAUUGACGAUGCACCAAAGGAAUGGAAACAUAUUACUGUUCGACAUCUUUUAACACACACUGCUGGCACGACUGACUAUCCUGAUGAUUUCAAUUAUCGUGAAGAUAUUACUGAAGACGAAAUGUUUGAAUUGAUUAAGACAAUCCCACUUGAUUUUAAACCGGGUAAACAGUAUUCAUAUAGUAAUCUCGGAUAUAUCACACUCGGCGUAUUAAUUCAUCGAAUAACUGGUGAAUUUUAUGGUGAUUUUCUUGAAAAGAACAUUUUCCAGCCUCUCGGAAUGAAAACAGCACGAGUGAUUAGUGAAAGUGAUAUUGUAUUAAACCGUGCAUCGGGUUACACCCUUGAAGAUGGUAAAAUCAAAAAUCAAGAAUGGGUUGCACCAAGUCUGAAUACAUUUGCUGAUGGUGCUCUUUAUCUCAAUAUGUAUGAUAUGGUGAAAUGGGACACAGGACUCAAUAGCAAGAAACUAUUGAAGCAUCAGACAAGUUUUGAUGAAAUGUGGAGUUCGGUUACAUUAAACGAUAAUACAACUUAUCCAUAUGGUUUUGGCUGGGAAAUAGAUGAAACCGUUGAUGGAAUGCAUGUUGUUAAACAUAGCGGAACAUGGCAAGGUUUUGAAACGAUGAUAAUUCGAGUUUUAAAAGCGAAAGUGACUGCUGUUGUUUUUGCAAAUCUCGAUGCAGCUGAUGUAGAUGAGAUCGCUUCACAUUUGCUAGAAAUAUACGAUUCACGACUUGCUCUUAAAUCCCGUGAAGAUGAAUAA